AUGCCUCACUUUGACGAAAGCAAAGCAUAUGCCGUCCAGGAGGACGUCUUCUUCGACGACGGCCGCGAGAUCGAACUCCUGCACUUUGUGUACAGCCAGCCCGACCUCGACGAGAUCCGGGGCUCCCCCGAGCGCGUCCUCAAGGCCGUCGACGACUUUGGCCGCACCAAGAAGUAUCUCAUGAAUGUCGGCGAGGACAAGGGCAAGAUCGUGACGGAUUUGAUCACCGAGGUCAAGCCCAAAAUCAUGGUCGAACUAGGAGGCUACGUGGGCUAUUCUUGCAUUCUAUUCGGCGCCGCCGCCCGUGCCGCCACCCCCAACGCAAGAUACUACUCGCUCGAACGGAAUCCCGAGUUCGCCGCCGUCAUCGGCUCUCUUGUCGACCUCGCCGGCCUCGCCGACACCGUAAAAGUCGUUGUCGGCCCCAGCGACGCCUCUAUAGCGCGUCUGCACGCUGCGGGCUCGCUCCCCAGGAUCGACCUGAUGUUUUUGGACCAUUACAAGCCCGCUUACACCACCGAUCUGAAGCUCUGCGAGCAGCUCGGCCUUAUCGGCCCCGGGUCCGUCCUCGCUGCCGACAACGUCAUCAAGCCGGGUAACCCCCCGUACCUCGAGUACGUCCGCAGCUCGGUCGCGCAGAAGCGUGCAGCCGCCCGGGACGUUGGGAAGGCGAGGGUGGAGAGCGGAUGGCACGACGAUCGAACGGCGAAGCAGUACGAGAAGCGCGAGGGCGAAGAGAGGCUGGACCUGUCGCGCAUCGGGAACCCAAAUCUCAACUACGAGAGUCAGUUGGUCCAUAGCUUUGAGCCGACUGGCGUGCCUGAUGGUGUUGAAAUCACGAGAUGUGUCGGGGAGGAGAAGGAAUGA
Colletotrichum higginsianum IMI 349063 is the source of this 867-nucleotide messenger RNA. Its product is annotated as Catechol o-methyltransferase. The record is from RefSeq and is a predicted model, not a curated record. Gene Ontology annotation, molecular function: O-methyltransferase activity. The transcript has 3 exons. NCBI's taxonomy places the organism in Eukaryota, Fungi, Ascomycota, Sordariomycetes, Glomerellales, Glomerellaceae. Bases 1 to 867 code for a protein of 288 amino acids.